AUGUUGGUGACCCCGCGUCGUUCAGCUAAAUCAAAGAAUCUAUAUUGCACAAAUUAUGAUCGUGGAGACGAAAAAGACAAAGGCAAAGAAGAUGGCAACCGGAAGAGUAAGUCCGAUGACACGGAUGAUAGCCUGCUACGGAGAGGUCUUGAUCUUAGAGGCGAUGAAGGCAAUAGUAUAGAGGACAACGAAAAGGGUGACAAGGGUAAGGGAGAAAAUCUAAACUCGCUAAAGUACCCUAUGAAAAAUUGA
This is a messenger RNA of Sphaeroforma arctica JP610, 252 nucleotides long. RefSeq lists its product as hypothetical. Lineage: Eukaryota; Ichthyosporea; Ichthyophonida. The record is from RefSeq and is a predicted model, not a curated record. The coding region runs from base 1 to 252 and encodes 83 amino acids. The transcript has a single exon.